Messenger RNA from Erythranthe guttata (spotted monkey flower), 2331 nucleotides. RefSeq names its product Melibiase family protein. Gene Ontology annotation, biological process: carbohydrate metabolic process. Lineage: Eukaryota; Viridiplantae; Streptophyta; Magnoliopsida; Lamiales; Phrymaceae. Gene Ontology annotation, molecular function: hydrolase activity, hydrolyzing O-glycosyl compounds. The record is from RefSeq and is a predicted model, not a curated record.
AUUCGUUGACCGGAAAGGCGAUCUCUCUAAUAUUAAUGCUAAACCGCCGCCGUCGAAACUACAUGCACCACCGUCAUCAUAAAUCAUAAUUAAAAAAAGAAAAAAAAAAAAAAAGUGAUAAAGAUCCCAGUAUCAGAUAUUCCAACACUACUCCACGCUCAAAACACACACACACAUAAAUACAUAUAUAUAUAUUGGAAGGAUCGUCCUCAUUAAUACAACACUCCACGCACAAAUAUAUGCAUAUAUAAUAUUAUAUAUAUAUAUAUGUACUGCAAGAAAGAAAAAAUAAUUUGUUUCUUGAAUUUGUAAUAUUGUAAUAGUAGUGAUUUUGAUAUAUACGAUGAGAGCCUUUUCUCUUACCUUCCUCAUCCUCACUUUCCUCUCCACUCUUUUCCUUCAAAGCCUGAUCAGAGGAGAAGCAGAGCAUGCCAGCUCACCACCCCGUGGUUGGAACUCGUACGAUUCGUACAGCUGGAUUAUUUCUGAAGAAGAAUUCCUCCAAAACGCCCAACUUGUUUCUCAGCGCCUGAAAAAUCAUGGAUACGAGUAUGUGGUGGUGGAUUUUCUUUGGUACAGAAGAAAAGUGGAAGGUGCUAAUACAAAUUCUCUCGGGUUCGAUGUUAUCGAUGAAUGGGGCAGGAUGGUACCCGACCCGGUUCGUUGGCCUUCGACCCGGAACGGAAAAGGGUUCGCCGAAGUGGCCAAGAAAGUUCAUAGCAUGGGUUUGAAAUUCGGUAUUCAUGUAAUGAGAGGCAUUAGCACACAAGCAUUCAACGCAAACACCCCUAUCCUCGAUGUUACCACGGGAAAAGCUUACGAAGAAUCGGGUCGAACGUGGAGAGCGAAAGACGUAGGAAUAAAGGAGAGGGCUUGCGCGUGGAUGAAAAACGGUUUUAUGAGUGUGAAUACGAAAUCGGGAGCUGGUUUAGCUUUCCUUCGGUCGCUUUAUCAACAAUAUGCUGAUUGGGGAGUUGAUUUCGUUAAACACGACUGUGUAUUUGGCGAGGAUUUUGAUCUAGAUGAGAUAACCUACGUGUCGAAGGUCUUAACGGAGCUUAAUCACACGAUCCUGUAUUCGUUAUCGCCCGGAACUAGUGCGACUCCAUCCAUGGCAAAAGACGUUAGUGCCCUUGUCAACAUGUACAGAAUUACGGGGGAUGAUUGGGAUAAUUGGAAAGAUGUAGCUGCCCAUUUCGACGUUUCUCGGGAUUUUGCCGCUGCUAAUAUGAUCGGUGCUAGGGGACUGCGCGGAAAAUCGUGGCCCGAUUUAGAUAUGCUUCCACUCGGAUGGCUUUCUAAUGCAGGUUCGAAUGAAGGCCCUCAUCGGAAAGGCAAUCUUACUCUCGAUGAACAAAGAUCUCAGGUGACGUUGUGGGCCAUGGCGAAGUCGCCUUUCAUGUUCGGAGGAGAUAUGAGACAGCUGGACGAGUCGACACUGAGUCUAAUCACUAAUCCUACUCUCUUGGAGAUCAACUCAUUCAGCUCAAACAAUAAAGAGUUUCCGUAUAUUUCGAGUACGAAAAAGGGUCGAAUAAGAAAUUCCCAAUCGAGAAUUUCGAACAUAGGGAGUAGUAGUACACCGGGACUCACUAGCUGCAACGAUGUCGAUGCGAGAGGGUGGUCGAUUAGUGAUUUAGGACAAGUGUGCUGGAAUGAGAAAUCGAGAAACGGGCUUAAAGAGCCUUUUUGCCUAUACAAACGAAAGCCUAUUCCGACAUCAGAUAAAGUUCAUUUACUGGAGAGGGAGAAGUCGGAUUGUUUAGGUGCGUCUCCAAAUCGAAAGCUUACUUCUAAAGAAUCGAAAAGGGGUCCGUUUUCGCCAUGCGGAUUUCAUGCCAACCAGAUGUGGGAGUUGACUCACAACGACCUGAUGAAUAGCUACUCGGGUUUAUGUGCAUCUAUGAAGACAGUCAAAGCUAAUUCCGUCUCCACCGGUGUUCGGGCUUGGAUUGCAACCGGAAGAAAAGGAGAAAUUUAUGUCGCGAUAUUCAAUUUGAAUGAUCAGAAGGCCGAUAUAUCGAUAAAGAUAGCAGAUUUGGGCAAGGCAAUUCCGGGUAAGAAUUUCGACAAGGCUUCGUGCAAAAGCAGAGAAGAAUGGAGUCGGAAAGAUUUCGGAGAUGUAAAAGAUUCCGUCUCCGCACAAAUCGAAACCCACGGAUGUGCUCUCUUUGUCCUAAACUGCACUUAAUUAUAACCUAAGAAAAUAUUAUGUUAUACUUUUUAUAUUCCUAAAUUAUGUAAUUUCACUGUCUUAUGUGAUAUUUUCCUACAAUUAAUUUCGCGACGAACGAAUUUUCGUCGUUAGCUAUGAAUAUUUGUAUUCGUUUU